GUAUUAUGCUCUGAACCCCGUGGAUGUCGCACCAGCAACCCGCCUGCGACGUAUGUGGAGAGUACCUCAUACUCUUUUGGAUUUGCGUGUGCGCUGAUGGGAUGCAAGGCCGCAGGGGCGGGCGAAAGUCGACCGACCUCACUUGGCCGGAGAUAGGGCCGGAGGCGGAUGAUCAACCACCUCGCUCGCUCCUUCAACACACAUGAGCUGGCACAUGACUCAACCAACCACGCGACCAACUUGCGAACGACCAAGAAUUCAACAACAUCUAUCCGUCAAGGUGUAGAAGCACACAGUUCCGAAAAGUAACCCGAAAAAGUGAUCUUGAUCUAAGUCCGGCCGCUACUUUAUCGCUCACUCCAUCUACAUUUACUCCACCUACAUGCACUCCUUCGCACACCACAUACAGGGCUGAAUAGGUAGACGACCAUGACGGGCGCAACCCUCCAACCAGGCCAGGCCGACCUCCCCUCGGCCAAGAGCACUGCGUCCUACUGGCACCGCGAGCCCUCGGUGGCGCUCCUCGGCCAGAGGACCACCAGUGCGUUGCCCCCGACCGCAGACAUUGUCGUUAUUGGUAGCGGCAUCACGGGCGCCUUCGCCAUCAAGGAGCUGCUAGAGCGGCAGGCGGGGAAGACGGUGCUUCUCCUCGAGGCGCGGGAGAUCUGUUGGGGUGCUACCGGGCGGAACGGCGGCCACUGCCAGCCAGUGGCCUACAACCCCAACACCACCAUCGCGGACUUUGAGCUCCGCAACUACACCCACCUCGCCGACCUUAUCACCGCCAACGCCAUCCCUUGCGACUGGGUGCCCCUACAGGGCGUCCACGCCCUCCUGACGCCGGACCUCGUCGCCGCCGCCGCGGAGCAGAUCGCGGCGCUGCCGCCUCGCCUUUCGGGGCUUGCGAGGCUGGUCACCGACCCGGGGGAACUGAGAACCCUAAAGGUCCCCGAUGCGGCGGGCGCCGUCGUGCAGGAGAGGGCGGCGAGCGUGUGGCCCUACAAGCUCGUCGCGUGGAUCUUCGAGGAUCUGCUGCGACGCUUCGGUCCUGGUCCUCGGUCAAAGUCCGUGUCCGGGGCGGAGACGACAGAAUCGGAGAAUAGGUGGUUCAACAUUCAAACCAACACUCCCGUGACCCGCCUCCAGCGCCUACCCAGCGGCGGCCGCACCUCUUCUCCCCCCGACGAGGCAUCGUGGGUCGUCCACACGGACCGCGGGCAGGUCGCAGCCAGUAAAGUCCUCCUUGCAUCCAACGCCUACACGAGCCGGCUCCUUCCCUCGUUUGCAGACCUCGUCGUCCCCGUGCGGGGUCAGGUCGCCGCGCUCCUGCCCGAGCCCCGCGCCGAGCUGGGGCGGAGCUACGUGUUCAUGGCGAGCUCCGACGCUGCCAGGGGCGAGCCAAACCAGGACGACUACCUGAUCCAGCGGCCCAGUCCCGGGCUGGAGCUGAUUCUCGGUGGCGGGCGCGCGCGCGGCGCGUCAAGGGGCGUGGGUGUUUCGGACGACGACAAAGUCGACCCUGUCGUCGCGGCGUACCUGCGUCGGGCCGGGGUGACGAAUGUCGACCUGAGGCCUGGGGAGAGGGGCGAGGCCGGUGGCCCCAAGGAAGAGCUGAGGGCGAGCUAUGAAUGGACGGGCAUCAUGGCCUUCUCGCGCGACGGGCGGCCAUGGGUCGGCGCCGUGCCGUCAGGUCCCGUCCUCGGUGGCGGAGACGGAUUGUGGGUCUGUGCUGGGUACACGGGGCACGGCAUGCCGCAGGCGGCGCUGUGCGGGCGCGCGGUGGCCGGGAUGAUGACUGGAUCGGGGGGCGUCGAGCUGGACAUCCCGGCCGAGUUCUUGGUCAGCGAGGAGAGGGCCGAGAAGGCCAGGGCCUUGCCUUCGAUCAAGGAGAUGGAUGAUCUAGACAUGUUCCUCCUGUAGCCUCGUGGCCCCAGAGCCCCUAAACCCCCGUUUUCGCCGCUUGCGAUGGGCGUCUUGUGUAAGACUAUGGUGGCGAUCAGCCGAGCAUCUGGAUCACCGCACGAAGAAUGGACGGCAGGGGGGGUUGAAAAGGAAUGUGGGGGCGUAGAGCGAGACUCGGCCGCACCGUGAGGCGGACACUGCUCGAGAUCUCCGGGGAGGCGCCGAAGAGGGCGGUGGAGGAGAGAAUGCUGAGUCUAGCUCGCCGGUCCCAGGCCAAUCUGGAUUGUUGCUUAGCGAGACACUCUGGGGAGGUGCGUGGGGUUCAUCAGCACACAUACUCAUUGUGCAACCACGGUGUAAACUGCGAUUCAGGAUGCUACUCUCUCAUGUUUCUCGACGUCACCUGAGCCAGUCGCUGGAAUGUAGAAUCUGUUGCCUCUGAAUAGGCAGCGCUCGGACUGCCCUUCGUAUGCUGUUGACAUUUCAGCGAGCCCCCUGUCAUUUUCAUUGAAAUUGAGCGUAGGUCUUGGAGCUCCGCCUAAUACCUAGGUAGGAGGCAUGUUGUCAUGUUGAUCACAUCAGACACUCGGCCGAAUCAAGUACUGAGACAGACACAGAGAUCGACUUCAAAUACUUGUGUCCUC
Messenger RNA from Colletotrichum destructivum, 2546 nucleotides. Its product is annotated as Putative FAD dependent oxidoreductase, FAD/NAD(P)-binding domain superfamily. Lineage: Eukaryota; Fungi; Ascomycota; Sordariomycetes; Glomerellales; Glomerellaceae. The record is from RefSeq and is a predicted model, not a curated record. The coding region runs from base 430 to 1920 and encodes 496 amino acids. Gene Ontology annotation, cellular component: cytoplasm. The transcript is spliced from 2 exons. Gene Ontology annotation, molecular function: oxidoreductase activity.